Molecule: messenger RNA, 1516 nt
Organism: Oncorhynchus kisutch (coho salmon)
Lineage: Eukaryota; Metazoa; Chordata; Actinopteri; Salmoniformes; Salmonidae
Exons: 4
Coding region: 111-755 (214 amino acids)
Biological process (GO): adaptive immune response
Cellular component (GO): membrane
Molecular function (GO): signaling receptor activity
Source: RefSeq, a predicted model, not a curated record
AUUGGUGGAGAGGUUCUAGAGCAGACACCACUGGGGUAUAGACAUUCUGUAUAUUUCCUGUUAUUUGAAGGCUCAGUUUAGUUGUGAUGUGAAGAUCUUGUAUUAGCAGGAUGUCUGCACUCUGUCUGUGUUGUGAAGUCUUCCUCUGCCUUCUUUGCUGCACCUUGGCUGAGAAAGAGAGCAAGGGACUGCUGGUCCGAAAGCAGGAGGGAGACACUGUGACCAUCCACUGCAGCACCUCUCUGCCAGACCAAGAAAACCUGGGUGUGUCCAUGCGCCUAACAAAAGAGAUUCUAGUCCUCUACUUUCACCAGGCAACAAAAAAAUUAACCCUCCACGAGAGGUUCAAACUCAGAUUGACGACUAAUGGAAGACUCAACAAAAUGGACAUCACCAUCACAAACCUGACCAUAGAAGACUCUGGGGCCUACUGGUGUGUGUACGGUGUUUAUAAGAAAAACAAGAUUGAGAAGACUGAGGGGGAAGGAGCUGUUUUGCUGGUGGUGAAUGAUGAGGAGUGUGACCAGAAUGACACAUCCUCAGGGCUAGGAAUGUCCUGGUAUCUGGUCCUGGUCUCAGCUGUCACUGCUGGCUCUGUGCUUCUCCUGAGUCUGCUCAUCCUCUUCAUCUGGGUCAUCCCCAGGUUAAAGGCAUGGCGUGCAACGAUUAGACCAACACAGGGCAAGAGUAGCGAUGUCUAUGAAGACAUGCGCACCACCAUCAGACGUGCACACCCCCCUCAGAUGGGUUAUUAGUGAUGUUGCACGGCAGCCAUCUUUAAUUUUGGCACCAACCUAAGACAGGUUGCUACGGGUGUUGCACAGCAGCCAUCUUUACUUUGGGCACGACCUUCGGACAGCUUGUUACUGAUGAUGCACGGCAGCCAUCUUUAAUUUGGGUCCAAAUGGAAGCUCAUGUCAGCUGACUAGGAGACAAUUAUGUAAACAUACUGUAAUACAUGAUGUCAAUGAAGGACUUUGAAAGAUAUAUUCUCAGGUUGUGUUAAGUAGCAAGGGCUUGCAUCAAUGAUGUACUCUUAUGUCAGUCAUUCAACCUCAAGGUAAGAUACCUAUAUACUGUAGCUACUUAAGUACACAGCAUUGUAUGUGACUGACAUCACACAUUGUAAAUGGUUGUUCAUACAGAGGUUUGUUAUAGUCCUUGACCCUGACGUAGCAGGUAGAAUUUGAGUCUUGUAAUUACAACCACAAUUUAACUUGAAAAUAGCACUGAUUGCUGUGCAUGGAAUUUCAUUGUCUUUAGCUGUACAUUCUAUUUUUCUUUAUAGAUUGACAAUAUCUUUUUUAACAACUUUUAAAUGUUGAAUUGAUUCUCUAUUGUAUAUAUAUUUUUUAACAUAUUUGAUGGCUUUGGGCCUAUGCCUAUUUUUCAGGCACCAGGCAACUUUUACUGCUAUUUUAUUGUAAUACUUUUGCAUUCUUUAGUUCCUGUACUGAUCAUGUUGUUCCUGUAAUGAUAGUCAAUUUUUUAUAAUAAAUGAGUCAAAAGACUAACA